AUGUCGAGGGGGAAUUCACCCCCUAAUAUCAGCACACCCGGCCCGUCCCAAUUGGGACGUCAGGCGAUGCCCGAAUUGCGUCCUACACCAACACCUGCAGUUCGUAUGGCCCCGAUGGGUCCUCGGUUGGAUAGUUCGUCCGGGUCUUCGGCUGCGGCCAAGGGGUUCCCGAGGAUCGGACCGGUGGAAAGUACCUUUCCUUCGUCGACCGAUCCCUCCGGACCCUCUCGGCCGCGGAAGAAGGCCAGGUCCGAGUCUGACCGAGGCUCAUCGGGUGACCAAGAUAAACGCCCGCGUAUAGGCCCUUCCUCCAGGUCGGAGGGAGAAGAGAGCGUGACCACGUCCACGGAUCACUCCUCUACCGAGUCUAUCACUCCUUCCUCGUCAAGAUCCACUUCCCCCUCUGGGAGUCCAAUCCCAGUCCAACCCGUUCCCAAGCCUAGAGCACCCGCCAGGACAGGGAUUGCUCCUAGGCAAUUGAGAACCCCUCCUCACUCUCCUUCCCCAACUUUAUCCCCAAUCCCGGUGGACUCUACCCGAGGUGCCCCCGCCCUAAGCGGCACGGCGGGUAACCUGGACUCCACCAGGUACAUGGACCUCGAGUCCACCAGACCACGUCACGCCCCUAUGCCUAACCCCAUUCCCUCUACCUCCUAUGCUGCCAUGGCAGCUAGGCCGAGUAUUCCUUCCACCCAGAGGACAUCCCAAUCCUCUCACGUCCCUCCCCCGAGGCCGAAGGGUCGUGCCCAGGAGGAGCUGCGCCGACACCCGGAGCGCCUCGGUCGCGCCCCCUCGGUGCGACCCUUCGGCGCCGGCUUUAGAUUCCUGCCGACGUCGGUAGAGGAAUACAGGGCGGUCCAGGCCUACCUGUCGGAGGCCUCUGCCAGGGAUGGUACCAUAAAAUGGUACUGCUAUGCCCUGACAGGGGAGAUUCCGACUAAGGUGGCUGUCCGGGGCCUCCCUGCCGAUACUGACGCGGCAGAAGUAACCAAUGCCCUGAAGGAGCUGGGGUUUCCGGCUCGUCACGCCAGGUGCAUCAGGUCCCAGAGAGGGCGCCCGGGCUGCGUGUUUCACGUAGCCUUGGACCACCUCUCGAAGGACGACCUCGCCCGCCUGUACGCAGUCAAUGAACUGCUGUACUUGCCGGGGGACCACGCCGCCGUUGAUAGGCGGUGUCCGGUCUACCGCAAGAAGGCCAGGAUGAUGGGAGUAACCGUCCCUCCUCCUGCGCCAACGGUGCCUCGACCCGGGAACACAGCUCUUCCUUCUGUAGCUCCCAUUCCGAAGGGAAAGGGGAAAGGGAAAGGGAAAUCCUCCCAGCCCCAGCCCCCUCCCCUGUCCUCACCCAUCCCCCCUGCCGUGUCAGUGGAGGCCAAUCCAUCAGCGGCAACGCUGAUGGCAGAGGCCAACGCUCCGCGGCGGGGUAAACCUGUUCCUACCCCCCGUGGUCCACAAGCUGCAAUAAGACCGCCCCACUUGACAAGCAGCGCCCCAGCCCGUGCUGGAACACAAGCCCUACAAGUACCAGGCCCGAAAACCAAUAAAAAUCGGCUUAAAAAAAUAAAAAAAAAACAAAAAAAGAAAGCUCAACGGGAUGCAGUGGUGAGUGCUCCUGCUGCACCGGCUCCCGCGAUCUCGACAACAAUGGAGGUGGACGCGAAAGCAGUCAAGACUCCUUUGUUGGAAAAAGAAUAA
Messenger RNA from Bombyx mori (domestic silkworm), 1695 nucleotides. RefSeq lists its product as uncharacterized. Lineage: Eukaryota; Metazoa; Arthropoda; Insecta; Lepidoptera; Bombycidae. The transcript has 4 exons. The coding region runs from base 1 to 1695 and encodes 564 amino acids. The record is from RefSeq and is a predicted model, not a curated record.